This is a messenger RNA of Hevea brasiliensis (rubber tree), 1313 nucleotides long. Its product is annotated as protein BPS1, chloroplastic-like. Lineage: Eukaryota; Viridiplantae; Streptophyta; Magnoliopsida; Malpighiales; Euphorbiaceae. The transcript is spliced from 2 exons. The coding region runs from base 127 to 1182 and encodes 351 amino acids. The record is from RefSeq and is a predicted model, not a curated record.
AUAAUUUUUUGUUGUCUGUUUCCAUAAAUUUGUACAAACCAGUUGCAGCUUUUGCUUAAUCUACCGUUUUCGAUAUUCUAAUCAACCGAUCUAUUCUUUUUUGUCUUCUUGUGGUAAAUAAUCAAGAUGAGCAGGCCACAGGAACCACACCGCCCUUUCUUCUCUUUCGGGAAUCCUUUCCGGAUGAUAUCACCAAAGGGUUCUCAAUUGUCUCCAAGGCUUCUUUCCUUAUUGAAUGCUUUUGAGGAAACCUUGGCAGAGAGGUUGAGGAAACUUAAUCCCAAGGAUAAGAAUGACAUUCUUAGCUUAACAUGGAUGAACUAUGCGAUGGAUUCACUUUGUGAGACUCAUACUGACAUAAAAACCUUGAUUACCGAUCUUGAGCUCCCUGUGACUCACUGGGAUGAGAAAUGGAUAGAUGUAUACUUUGACAUUAGUGUAAAGUUGCCCGAUAUUUGCAUUGCUUUUAGCUCUGAGCUUUCCCGGCUUAACCAAGGCCAUCUCUUGCUUCAAUGUGUCCUGCAUAAUUUGGAGUCCAACACUUCAAAGAAAUUCGUGCAGGUGCGAUCUUCCCUUGAUAGCUGGAGAAAACACAUUAGUUCAAAGAAUUUACGAGUGGAGAACUGUCGCUCCAUCUUGGAUAAUCUUGUGGAAUCACUGAAUCUGCCAAAGGUUAAGAACUCAGCUAAAGGAAAGGUCUUGAUGCAGGCAAUGUAUGGAGUUAAGGUGCUAACAGUGUUUGUAUGCAGUGUUUUUGCUGCUGCCUUCUCAGGUUCUUCAAAGAAUUUGUUAGAUUUGGAUGUCCCAAACACAAUCUUGUGGGCACAAGCAUAUUGUAAUUUGCAAACAAAUGUGAAUGUCAAAAUCAGAGAGACGUUUUCCGGUGGAAAAUUUACAGUCCUGAAGGAAUUGGAUGCAGUUGAUUCAAUUGUGAAGAAGUUGUAUCCCAUGAUUCAAGAUGGGCUAAAGCCUGUUGAAGUAGAAGCAUUGCAAAAUUCUGUUUCAGAUUUAAGAACAGGUGCUGAAAGACUCUCUCAAGGGCUGGAUUUUCUUGCAAAGGAAGUGGACGUCUUUUUUAAGAUAGUUUUGAGUGGGCGCGAUGCUUUACUUUGUAAUUUGAGAGCAUCUGGUGCUGUCACUGACCCAAUGUUAGGUACUAAUGUAGGAGAGCCGACUGUGUGAUGAAUAUGUUUGAAGCUAACUUUUCGAAUGUAUACAUAUGGUUUAAUUGUGAGAUGUUUCCUUAGUUGUAGCAUCUUGUAUGGCUUAUUAUAUUACGUAUAUGCAGAAUUAAGAAACGCUUUCUGCUGUUA